CAGACCUGUAUGUAUAGGGAGGGAGGAGGGCAUCUCGACCGGGCCGAUUCUGUCGCCGGUCGCCCGCAGCUCACAUACGAAGCUCUAGACUAGGCUGCAUCGUCCACGGCCAAGUUGAAGACCCCGGCCGGCAAGGCAACCCGACGUACGAUGGCUUGGGCUUGCCGCUGGACUACCGCGUUCAGACGGUGCGCCCGCCUGGGGGCAGCAUGGCUGACCUCGCCUGCAACCCAGCACCUCCGGCCAUCUGAGGCGCCGACCGCUUGGCCAUUGCCGACGUCGACCUCAUGGGCGCUAGUCAGUACGCGGAGGAGAACGACGACUCCACCCUCAGCCUGUAACGCGCGCCCGUGUGGCGCCGUGGUGACCGCCGUGGAGGUCGUGGUGGUGGACACGACGCGUGAACAUGACGUCGACGACUGCGACGGCGGCUCGGCUCCCGUCGUCCACGUCUACGGCUCCGUGACCGCGAAAACCAGAGCGGCUUCGGACGACCGCUGGGUGGAGGAGCGCAGCCUGUUCCACAGGGCGAAAGGCGAGCUGGCCCGCGUGCCCAGAGACGCGGCCGUACCGCUGCGGACGGCGGCGCUCGUCUCCGCGCCGCUGUGCUCGGACUCGGAGCUUCAAGUCUCCGCCGAGCUGCUGGACGCCAGCGCGUCGUGGCAGAACCCCGACCAGGAAAUCGCGCGCGGCUCCGUGGUCUUCGCUCCGCGCCUCGCCGGGACCGACACCGCGGAGAUCGCCGGCGCCGACGGCAAGGUCAGGGUGGACGUCACUUGGUCGACCUCGUAAAGCAGCAAGAGUGAUCAAAACAUCUCGCUCGCUCGAUUUCUAUGUUUUGUACUGCAAAAAUGCUACACCUAUGAAACUUCUUACUUUUUUUUAGACAAUCUCACGAAGCUUUUAUUUAAGUCGUCACAAUGUUUACAGGGACAAAUGAUAGAUCACCUGAGUUGCCCAACCACACACGGCGGCCUACCCCAAGUGAGAGAGCAUGCUUCGCUAGAUUGUAAGCCUCGACAUUCGAGCUCCUAAACUCAUGGCUAAAAAGACAGGAAAUAAAAAACUUUGAUCGAUCUA
Molecule: messenger RNA, 1080 nt
Organism: Triticum dicoccoides
Lineage: Eukaryota; Viridiplantae; Streptophyta; Magnoliopsida; Poales; Poaceae
Exons: 2
Coding region: 151-792 (213 amino acids)
Source: RefSeq, a predicted model, not a curated record